GAAAUCACGGGAGACCGGGAUAACGCUACAAGUCCGCAUCCUCUCUCAUCAUAAUGUGAACCAGGGCGUGUUGUGCGCUGACGUCAGGGAGUCCUGAGGUUGUUUUGGAGGAAGUGAAGAGCAGCUAGCGUCAAUGUAACGUUAGCCCCAACGGAACAAGGCAAAAUAUACACUUGGGCCAAUUCUGCUCCUGUCAAACGACAACCGUGCCAAACAGACAGUGGCCGUGUUUAGGAUUUAUGAGGCGUGUGUUGCGAGGCUACACUACUGAAACCGCGUAGCCGUAUACGUGGUUCCGAAAAACGUUUUAUCACUCGUUUGAUUUAGCUAGUUAGCUAGCCUGAGUGUUGCAGACAAUUGUCGAUUGUACGAAACAGAAAGACGACUUUUGCCAUUAUCAAGAUCAAGGGACUCUCAUCAAGGCACAAUGACGUCUAGAAAGAAAGUCCUACUGAAAGUCAUCAUCCUUGGAGACUCUGGAGUUGGGAAGACCUCAUUGAUGAACCAAUAUGUGAAUAAGAAGUUCAGUAACCAAUAUAAAGCAACAAUAGGCGCAGACUUCCUGACAAAAGAAGUCAUGGUGGACGACAGACUUGUUACAAUGCAGGUAAUGAGGGGGAUAAACAGGCAUGGUACAAUGCAGGUAAUGAGGGGGACGAACAGGCUUGUUACAAUGCAGAUCUGGGACACUGCCGGCCAGGAGAGGUUCCAGUCGCUAGGUGUGGCCUUCUACCGUGGAGCAGACUGCUGCGUGCUUGUAUUUGAUGUGACCGCACCCAAUACAUUCAAGACCCUAGACAGCUGGAGGGACGAGUUCCUGAUCCAGGCCAGCCCAAGAGACCCAGAGAAUUUCCCCUUUGUGGUUCUUGGCAAUAAGAUUGAUCUGGAAAACAGACAGGUGACAACCAAACGAGCCCAGGCUUGGUGUCAGAGUAAGAACAACAUCCCCUACUUUGAGACAAGUGCCAAAGAGGCCAUCAACGUGGAGCAGGCUUUCCAGACCAUUGCAAGGAACGCUCUCAAACAGGAGACUGAAGUGGAGUUGUACAAUGAGUUCCCUGAGCCAAUAAAGCUGGACCGGAACGAAAGGGCCAAGCCUUCAGCAGAGACCUGCAGCUGCUGAGGACUCUGGAGACCUCUCUGGGGGAGGGAGAGAUGCUAAGCCUUCCCCACCCAUCUUGCCUUGUCUAUACACCCACCUCUCCCCUUGUCCCACUGUGUUACCCCAUGUCCGACAUUAUCACUUGCCUUUGUAGAUAUAAGCAGCAUCCCUCUUAGACUAUACUACUAUUACUACAACACAUACAUGCUGUACACGUCACUCUAUGUACACAAGAUGACACAUUUUCUAUUGAGUCAACUAGCCCAAAGAACACUGAGGAGACAUCAUGAUGUUUACUUUCAUGAUGCUUAUUACAUGCCAGUGUUUCCUUGUACUGUUUUGCAGCGUUGGUGGUUUCUGGUCAUUCAGAUGAACGAUUCUGUGUCCCCUUUCCCUGUUUUGCAUCCUGAUUUUGUUUCUAACACUGCUUUUACUUGUACACUAUUAUUAUUAUUACUAUCAUUAAAACAAUGCUACAUCUAGGCAUUAGUCUGAUACUUAUGAUAUAAAGUGAGAAACGACCAGCAUUUGAACAAGUCUCUGGUAGUGGUGGUCCACCUCCACCACCACUGCUGCAUGAAUAUAAUGGACACAUCAGGGCUCCACUUUACUCCUCAGUCUGGUGGUUCCAAAGACGACUUGUGUUUGGUUCAGUAGCAUCAGCUUACCUCAUCCACAAGAAUCCAAUGACAUAUCAAGUAUAAUUCAAGUAUAAGUAUAAUUAUAAAUUUUUUAAGUUGCGAAAGAUGAAAAUCAGUUGUUAGGCGUAGAAGUGUGACUCCUGUGCGGCCCACAUAUUCUUGCAUUAAUUGGUUAAGAGAAAAUGUUCAAAAGUCAUGUUUCUCACUUGCUGGUUAAAUUUAGCAAGGUGGUUUUUGAGGCCAAUACAUUUACAUAAUCAUAGCUUGUAGCAGAUACCAUAUGGAUUAUCACUUCUGCUCUGUAAUAUAGCUGUCCACAUCCAAUUCCUGUUUUCUUAAGUGCAAGACAAAUUCUCAUGUUUUUUGGGGGGUCAAUAGCAAAACGUCUUACUAUAUCAACUAAUCAAGACGAUUCAGUGUUUAAGUUGGCAGGUUUGUUUUCAAGCAUUAAUAAUUUAGAACCAUGAUUUAAUACUUUAUUUUCUCCUGCCAACUGUGUCAACACUUUGUAUAUUUGAAAACCUCCAUGGUUUGUGGGGAAGUCAAGCUGUCUAUCUCCAUCUCCGUCUGCCAACUGCAUAUGUUGACGGACGAUUAAGUGCUUAAUGUUUCUUUCAUGUAAUUGGCUCAUCUGUUCUUAUGUUUAGAAUUUGAAUUGCAUCUUAGGACAUGAUAGGAUACGUACAAAAAUAUCAAAAUAUCUUUGGUGUUAGCAUUUAUCAUUACAAUAUAAAUAUGGUAAAUGCAUAGCAUCUACCUUGUUUGAAAAUGUCUUUGCAUAAUAAUGGUAAUAAAAAAAAUCUUGAACUAAUUGGA
This is a messenger RNA of Gadus macrocephalus (Pacific cod), 2559 nucleotides long. Its product is annotated as ras-related protein rab7. Gene Ontology annotation, cellular component: lysosome; late endosome; phagocytic vesicle. Gene Ontology annotation, molecular function: GTPase activity; GTP binding. The transcript has 7 exons. The record is from RefSeq and is a predicted model, not a curated record. Gene Ontology annotation, biological process: endosome to lysosome transport; phagosome-lysosome fusion. NCBI's taxonomy places the organism in Eukaryota, Metazoa, Chordata, Actinopteri, Gadiformes, Gadidae. Bases 428 to 1123 code for a protein of 231 amino acids.